AUGAGUACGGAAAACGAUUUUAAUAUAGCAGUCAGAUACCGAACUGUUCGCAAGCAUUUGGAUAGUUUAGGAUAUAAGCAUUCAAUAAGUUUGGAUGCAUUACCUUUAAUAGAGAAGUUGCUUGCUGAUCUUCUUCAGACGACUGAGAGCUUAAAGCAUUUUAAGAGUAUUGCACAAGAAAAUAUUGAGGUUCCAAUUGAUCCUUACAAAUGUGACAAUGCAAGGUUAAUACAAGAAUGCAACCAGCUUCACUUAGAUUUGAUAAAGGCAAAGGAAAGUCAUCAGAAGCAGAUCAAGGAGUUCAAGAAAGAAAUACAAAAAUUAGAGCGUGAAUGUAAUGAUCUCCAGCUCGCGUCAUCUCGUAAUUUGCACAGAAUUAAGGAAUUAGAAACUGAAUCUUCCAGGAAAUCCAAGAAAAUUUCAGAGCUCCAAGGAAAGUGCUUGAAGCCAAAAAUCAGUAAUGUUGGAUUAGCUUCCAAGAAACGUCCGUGUUAUCCUCUUCGAAGACCAAUUGUAGAAAGUGACCUGCCACCAAAAAUUGUGGCUAAAACCCCUUCUAUACCUAAUUUGAGCACAGUGGACCCAAAAGUCAUUGAUUUGAUUAGCAUGGCAGACCAUAAAAUGAACUGUUUGACUCACGAGGUAACAAAAUUAAAAGGAGAAUUCUCAUUACAGACUGAGAAUGUGCAGACAUUGAAUAGUCAGGUAACUGCCAAAGAAAAAGAAAUUAUACGAUUGAAAAAAAUGUUAGAAGGUGGUAGACCAUAUUCAGCAGUUUCAAAAGAUUGCCCUUGUAAAAACAAAGAAAUAGCUAAUACAAAAUACAGUGAUAAUAUAGGUCUUCACGAGCUGAAGAUUCUUCAGCAAGAAAAGUUAGAAUUGGAAGAGAAAUUAAAAGAAGCUUUAAGUAAACAACACGAUGCCAUGACUCAAGCACUUAAACUUGCUGAUCGAAAUGAAGAACUGGAAAAGGAACUGAGGGAUAUAGAUCAUAUAGCCUUAGCUGUGGAAGCUGACUGUAAUUCCGCAGUUAAAGAAAAUAACGAGAGAGUCUCAAAGCUUCAACAAAAGUUAGAAAAUGCAAUGACUCAAGUGCACGUCUUAGAAGGAGAACUGACCGUUGAGCGUAGAGAAGUGCAAGAAUUAAGAGCAGAUCUUGAUGCCUGUCGACUGGAGAAACGCAACAUUCAACGCAACCUGGAAUCUACAUUGGAUGAGAAAAAACAUAUGAUAAAUAGAAUAAACGAGUUAACAGUAAUUGAAAAGAAUUUAAAUGAUGAGAUAGAACGACUGGCCAAAGAAAAUGAAAGACAAAGACAAGAUAUCGUUCAGUUGCAGUAUAGCAAUAAAUUGUUGAAUGGACAAAUGCAUACGAAGGAAGUGUUACAACCUGAUGUUGGAGCUCAUUUAAAGGGGAUUAAAGAGAAAUGGAAGCAUAAUGGUUACAUUACAGAUGAAUUGCAACGAGAGAAAAUGAAUAUGGAAACACGAUUACAAAAUGACAAAACCGAACACAAAGCGUCUUAUCGACCGUGUAAUUUGUGCAAACGUGGUACUUCAUGCAAUUGUUCUCCUCCAAAUUUCAAAGACAGUAACAAAAUGAAGAAUACUAUUGAACGUUUGGAAUAUGAGCGGGAUAUUGCACGAGCCGAUGUUGAACGACUAAUAGAAGAACGUGAUGCAUUGCGUGAGAGAUUAAAGAUGGCAGCAGAAGCACAUACGUCCGAGCAACGUCGACUGAGAGAAAAUUUGUCCGAGGUAGAAACUCGUCUGAAACAGGUAGAAAAAGAACAUCAAGAUCUUCUCCUUACGCAAGGAGCACGGAAAGCAACGAUAACUGGACUGAAAGAUCAGUUAGAGGAUCUACGAGAAGAGCUGAAGCGAACCAAAUCAGAACUGGCAACUCAACGUACACAGUAUUUCCAACUUAGGGCACUGCAAGAUCAGACUGAUCAGGCACUGGGAGACACUCAGAAUCAAUUAACACAAUCGAAGUCCGAAUUGAAUAAGGCGUUGGAACGCAACAGAAUGAUGGAGCGACAGCAGCUUCAGUUUCAAAAUCAAGCGGAGGAUUUACAUCAAGAAAUUAAUCAUUUGAAGGCGACUAUGGCGCACUUGGACCAUGAAAAGGAUCAGUUGUUAAUGGUACUGGACGAAAAGACCGAAAGAAUAGCUGCUCUAGAGAGGGAAAUUAUGCUAAAGGAUCAAGUGGUGACAGGAAGCGAGCAGCAGUUUCGUGAACUGCAACAUAAAAACGAACUGACCAUCGAGCAGGCCGCGGACCAAGAAAGGCGGAUGCGUUCGAUGCAACUGGAGAUGGAGAAUCUCCAACGACAAUUGCAAACGGGCACUUACGAUCGCGAAAACGCGAUCCAAGAGAACCGAAGGAUUCAGGACGAUCUAGCCGCGUGUACCUGCGAGGUGAGGAACUUGCAACGUGAACUGGAAGCGUCCAGGGCGGAGUCUUUCGAUCUGAAACGACAACUCCAGACCUAUGUCAGCGAGGUGCGACGAGCUGAAGAACUCCUGAACAGAAAGGAGAACGAGAGAACAGAGAUGCUGAAUCACUUCAGGAGUCUCAGCAUGGAGGCGACUGUUUUGGAGAACAAUAAUCACAGCUUAGAGUCCGAGGCAGCCGAGGCUAGAGGAGCGCUUCAAACGGCUAGGGAUCGUUUAUUAGAUAUGGAACGACAAUUGGCCGACAAAGACAGUCUGAUAAGCGGCUACGAGACCCAGAUCAGCGAGUUGACUCAAAAUGUCGCCAGUAUGGAGACUCAGUUGCGUCAGCAAGAUGAACAGAGACACAGAACGGAGCACGAUUUAACCGCCGUCCGAGAUAUCUGUGUAAAACUCGAUCAGCAAAAGGACACGCUUAUGCAUCAGCUGGAUGACAAGGAUACGCUUAAAGCACAAUACGACAUGCAGAUUGCUAAAUUGAAAACGGAACAGACAAUAAUCCAGGAUCAAAUGAACAGAGAUCGCGCGACAGUGGAACGUUUGGAAAUGCUUUUAGAUCAGGCUAGACAGGAGUCCAUAACUGUGCAAGCUAACAAUCAGAAACUACAAAAUGAGAUGUCCAGAUUGCAGACGAAAGUGUCUGAGCUCCAAAUUAAAUUAUCCUCGGAAUCGGCGGAACUUCGACAAUAUCAAACCCAGGCUGCUGAAUAUUCCAAACAGAUUAGCAAGCUUCGUAGACAAGUGACGGAUGAGAGAUUUGAUCGUGUUCGAAAGGAUGAAGAAAAUCGGAGGUCUUUAAAUUCAACACCUGACAGUAUUAACGUAGAUUUAAAUGUGGUUAUAUAA
This is a messenger RNA of Dufourea novaeangliae, 3303 nucleotides long. RefSeq names its product centrosomal protein of 135 kDa-like. The record is from RefSeq and is a predicted model, not a curated record. Bases 1 to 3303 code for a protein of 1100 amino acids. NCBI's taxonomy places the organism in Eukaryota, Metazoa, Arthropoda, Insecta, Hymenoptera, Halictidae. The transcript has 18 exons.